UCCACUCACCAACCGUUCUAUCAACAGUCCACACCUCUCUCUCUCUCUCUCUCUCUCUUCAUAGCUGGACUGUGUCCACCAAAAGAGAACUCAUCCCAAAGCCACUUAAGCAUAACACAAUCUUUCUCUCUCAUCCCUGUCUAUGAGACUCCACAUCCCCUUUCCUAUUGCCUGCCUAUAUAUCUCCCAUCACAAACAUCUGCCAACUCCCUUCCGAGUGUUCCUCCUUGGGCUCUAUUACCUUUCCACUCUCUGCAUCCAUCCAUCAUCACUUGAGGUUUCUGCCAUGGCAUCGGCAGCGGAACCUUCAGAACCUCUCAAUUACAAGACUUGGGUGUUGAAGGUUUCCAUCCACUGUGAAGGAUGCAAGAGGAAGGUGAAGAGAAUCCUUAAAAGCAUUCCAGGUGUUUAUGAUGUGGAGGUCGAUGCGCGGCAGCACAAGGUGACAGUCAAGACCGUGGUGGACGCCGAAACGCUCAUCAAGAGGCUGGGGAAGUCCGGGAAGCACGCUGCGCUGUGGCCGGAGAAAAAGCCUGGAAAUCAGAGCCCCGGCAAUGGCGAAACUACCAAGAAGAAAGAGGACAAAGAAUCUUCUGUAUCCAAAGAGCCAGCAGAGAGCUCUGAGAAGAAGUCGAUCCCAUCUGAGAGUAGCUCUGCUUC
Musa acuminata subsp. malaccensis (wild Malaysian banana) is the source of this 660-nucleotide messenger RNA. Its product is annotated as heavy metal-associated isoprenylated plant protein 35. NCBI's taxonomy places the organism in Eukaryota, Viridiplantae, Streptophyta, Magnoliopsida, Zingiberales, Musaceae. Gene Ontology annotation, molecular function: metal ion binding. The record is from RefSeq and is a predicted model, not a curated record.